AUGUGCACUGGUGCUGAAUCUCGAGGAAAUAUAAAUGGAGAUCCUAUGUUGUCAUCAACAAAGGUUGUUGGAAGAGAUUACAAUGAAGAGAGAAUAAUGAGAACAAGAGAAGGUGGAAAUAAUGAAGUAGCUUCCAACAAUGGCUUAUUAGCAUUCAUUCAUGACCUUCUUUGCCGUUUCCAUAAUCAUCUCUUUGCUCUUCUCCCCAAUCUUUCUCUCUCCGAGGGUUUUGAUUCAAGUGUGAAAUGCAAUUACCUGCAGGUGAAAGAAGAGUUGAAAUCAAUUGGUAAGAUUUCAUGCCCAAUAAUAAUGACUAGCCUUAUGAUGUAUUCAAGAUCUGCAAUCUCUUUGUUGUUCUUGGGUCGCCAAGGAAAAGUGGAGUUAGCCGGAGGAUCUUUAGCACUUGGAUUUGCAAACAUAACCGCGAAUUCAGUUCUAAAGGGCCUCACUAUGGGAAUGGACCCAAUUUGUUGUCAAGCAUAUGGAGCUAAAAGAUAUUCACUUCUAAGUCAAACAUUUUUUAGGGCAACAUGUCUCCUUUUAGUUGUUGCCAUGCCAAUUUCAAUUCUGUGGCUAAAUAUGGGACCCCUCCUUCAAUUACUAGGUCAAGAUCCACAAGUCACAAAAGUCGCACAAGUUUACAUGCUUUUUUCAAUUCCUGAACUCCUAGCACAAGCACACCUUAAUCCAUUGAGAACUUUUCUUAGGACACAAGGUUUAACCACACCAAUAACCGUCAUUGCUUCUUUUGCGGCGGUUUUGCACCUACCAAUCAAUUAUUUCUUGACUAUACACUUGAACUUAGGAGUCAAGGGAGUUGCCCUAGCCACCGGAUUGAAUUCCAUUAACAUGAUACUUGGAAUGUUGCUCUAUCUUAUCUUCUCGGAUAAACCCUUGAAGCCUUGGCAAGAAGCUUCGGUUUCCACAGCAUUUCGCGGGUGGAAACCGUUGCUAAGCUUGGCCGUGCCGAGUUGCAUUUCGGUUUGCCUGGAGUGGUGGUGGUAUGAAAUCAUGCUCUUUCUUUGUGGCCUAUUGAGUAAUCCACAAGCCACGGUAGCAACAAUGGGAAUUCUAAUUCAAACACUUGCAUUACUCUAUGUGUUUCCAUUUUCACUAAGCAUUGCAUUGACAACAAGAAUUGGUCACUUAUUAGGUGCAAUUCAACCCAACAAAGCUAAGAAUAGUGCCAUAAUUGGUUUCACUAUAGCAAUUAUUUCAAGCAUCAUAGCAUUCAUUUUCUUAAUGUUUGUGAGAAGAAAUUGGGGUAAGCUCUUCACUGAUGAGACACAAAUCAUUGAUAUGGUAAUAAAUGUGCUUCCAAUAUUAGGGUUGUGUGAGAUUUGCAAUUGGCCUCAAACAGUUUCAUGUGGGAUAUUAUCCGGUACGGCACGCCCUUACUUAGGUGCUAGGAUUAAUUUGUGUGCAUUCUACUUAAUUGGUUUGCCUGUGGCUAUUUUUGCAACAUUUGUGCACAAAUUUGAAUUGGUGGGACUAUGGUUUGGAAUGUUAGCAGCACAAAUUUCAUGUCUUUGUAUGAUGAUAUACACAUUGGUAAGAACAGAUUGGAGUCACCAAACUAAGAGGGCAGUGGAGUUAUCAUCUCAAAUAACUACUACUGAAGAGGAGAUAAGUAUUAGUGUAAAUGAUGAGGAAAGUGGGUUACUUAAUUCUGAUCUAUGA
This is a messenger RNA of Arachis ipaensis, 1680 nucleotides long. NCBI's taxonomy places the organism in Eukaryota, Viridiplantae, Streptophyta, Magnoliopsida, Fabales, Fabaceae. The record is from RefSeq and is a predicted model, not a curated record.